Messenger RNA from Culex quinquefasciatus (southern house mosquito), 493 nucleotides. RefSeq lists its product as uncharacterized. Lineage: Eukaryota; Metazoa; Arthropoda; Insecta; Diptera; Culicidae. The transcript is spliced from 2 exons. The record is from RefSeq and is a predicted model, not a curated record. Bases 8 to 310 code for a protein of 100 amino acids.
CUUAAAAAUGAAGUUUUCUGCUGUAAUAGUGAUAAUCGAGGUUAUAAUUAAUCUAAGCACGGCAGUGAAUGUAGACACCAACCCAAAUUUCCGGCAAAUUCACCCAACAGUGCACCGAAACUCCGACGCCAGUGUGGCUUCGGUGCACUACUACCUAAACGACUCGUUAUGGGAACUGAAGCUGGAACCCAAGACAUACUCAAAGACCGUGAGGGUAAAUUUUUUGCUGAAUGGCACAAACUCUGAGAAUGAUCUUAGCAUACCGAAUUGUCACUAUCAGGUAAAGCUGCUUUUAUCUGUGGAAGGUUAGACGAAUUACGACAAUUUUUAUUUCAGGGAGUUGUCCUCGGAAAACCCUUGUCCAAAGUUGCAGUCUCGAUCUGCAACGGUGACCACAUUCAAGGGGAAGUGUUUGAUGGGACGGACGUGUACGCCCUGACUUACUACGGUGGACAGUAUGUCACGCGGUACCCUCAAGAGGCUGGCAAUUCGU